Messenger RNA from Pipistrellus nathusii (Nathusius's pipistrelle), 1119 nucleotides. The record is from the annotation of a GenBank genome assembly. Lineage: Eukaryota; Metazoa; Chordata; Mammalia; Chiroptera; Vespertilionidae.
AUGAAGUCCUGCAGGCCGGCCCGGGGGCCGCGGCGGAGUGAAGAACCCGCCAGCAGGAGGCCCGUCAUCCUACUUUUUGUGGCCACAAUGCUGACCGCCCGCCUCGCCAGGCCCCUGUCAAAGCUCCCCGGGAAAACCCUGAGUUUCUCUAACAGAGAAAAUGGAGCAAGGCGCACACUGCUGUUUUACCCCGCCUCCUGCGUCCCCGUGGGUCGUCGCACUUACGCUGAUACGGUGAACCCGGCCGGCAGCAAAGCCGUGCUGAUCACAGGCUGCGACUCUGGAUUUGGGUUCUCCUUGGCCAAGCAUCUGCAUUCAAAAGGCUUCCUUGUGUUUGCUGGCUGCUUGUUGAAGGACAAAGGGGAUGCUGGAGUCAAGGAGCUGGACAGCUUGAAGACCGAUCGAUUGAAGACUAUUCAGCUCAACGUCUGCAAAGCCGAGGAGGUGGAGAGAGCUGUGGAGACUGUCCGCUCGAGCCUGGCGGACCCUGAGAAAGGGAUGUGGGGCCUGGUCAACAACGCGGGCAUCUCCACAUUCGGGGAGGUGGAGUUCACCAGCAUGGAGACCUACAAGGAGGUGGCGGAAGUGAACCUCUGGGGCACCGUGCGGACGACAAAAUCCUUCCUCCCCCUCAUCCGAAGGGCCAAAGGCCGUGUGGUCAACAUCAGCAGCAUGCUGGGCCGCAUGGCCAACCCGGCCCGCUCCCCGUACUGCAUCACCAAGUUCGGGGUGGAGGCGUUCUCCGACUGCCUGCGCUACGAGAUGCACCCUCUGGGUGUGAAGGUCUGCGUGGUGGAGCCGGGCAACUUCAUCGCCGCCACCAGCCUCUACACCCCCGAGCGCAUCCAGAGCAUCGCCAACAAGAUGUGGGCUGAUCUGCCCGAGGUGGUGCGCAAGGACUACGGCAGGAAGUACUUUGACGAGAAGCUCGCCGCCAUGGAGACCUACUGCAGCAGCGGCUCCACCGACACCACCCCCGUCAUCGACGCCGUCACCCACGCCCUGACCGCCAGCAGCCCCUACACCCGCUACCACCCCAUGGACUACUACUGGUGGCUGCGGAUGCAGGUCAUGACCCACAUGCCUGGAGCCAUCUCCGACCGGAUCUACAUACACUGA